Molecule: messenger RNA, 1847 nt
Organism: Effrenium voratum
Lineage: Eukaryota; Dinophyceae; Suessiales; Symbiodiniaceae
Source: the annotation of a GenBank genome assembly
GCUGUUGCUUCAAGCCGAGCUGCCUGAAAAAGAACACGUGUCAAUCAAUACCGCAGGAAGAUUCAUCGCCGGGCCUCGAGCCAUGCCGAAGGUUUCAAAUGGUGCGAUAUACACGGUGUACCUCAUCGUUCUGAUGGACAUGCUGAACUUCGGCAUCGUCUUCCCGCUGCUCCCCUCCAUCGCGGAGCACUUCGGCGCCAACGCCACGCAGGUGGGCAGCCUGGCCACGGCCUUCUCCGUGGCGCAGGUGAUCUGCACCCCGCUGCUAGGCCGCGCCUCGGACGCCUUCGGGCGGCGCCCGGUGCUGCUGAUCGCAGUGCUGGGCACGACACUCUCCACGGCGCUCACGGGCUUCGCCUGGACCUUCAACGUGAUGCUCGUUGCACGUGCCAUCAACGGCGCGAGUGGCGGCACCGUGGGUAUCGCAAACGCCUACAUUGCAGAUGUGUGCUCUGGGGACGAAAAGCCUGUGUACAUCUCCUACCUCCAGGCCUGCAACUCCAUCGGCAUCAUCGUGGGCCCGGCCCUGGGCGGCGCCCUGAGCCACUUCGGCUUCUCCGUGGCCUGCUACGUCUCUGCGGCCCUCUCUGGCCUGAAUUUCUUCAUCGGCCUGUGCUUCCUCACGGACUCACGGGGGAGCGCAAGGGAGGUAACGGAAGCCCUCACUUCGCAGACUCAAGUGGCUGAUGCGGCCGGUGAUGGAGGAGUCUUGCAGGCUGAGCGCACUUCCUCUCGAUUGGCGCCACCGGCAAAUCCUGCGCUGCAGCAGCGCCAGAGCUCCGUGGACACUGGCGCGGACUACGUGCCCUGGAGCGCUGGGCUUCUCUUCGGCGCCGGCUUCCUCUUCAUGCUGGGCUUCGCGUCCUUCGAGAGCGUCACGGGAUAUUACUUGAUGGACAUGUACUAUCCCGGUGAUCAGGUUGCCAGUGGACAGUUUUAUGGUGCUUUGUUCACUACUGCAGGCGUGACCAUGUUCAUCAUGGCGAUAUGUGUGUACAAGCCGAUGAUUUUGCGAAUCGGAGAGAAUCCUACUGUCGCGAUUGGUGGAAUUUUGAGAGCCUUGGGCUUCAUGGGCAUGUCCUUCGCGCCCAGCCCCGGGUGGUUCGCUGCCGCGGCCAUCCUUCAGAUCAGCGGGGGAAACUUGAUUUCCCCGACAACAUCCUCGCUACUCACCACCUUGUGCUCUAAGAAGAUCUACGGCAAAGCCUUGGGCUACCAGCAGAGUUUCCAAGCCAUCGCUCGCAUCUUUGCGCCAACCCUCUUCGGCUACUUGUACGACCACUACGACAAGAGGGCCACAUUCUGGAUCAACGCUGCGACCAGUUUGCUGGCCGUGCCUAUGAUCGUCGCAGUGCCCCGACCUAGGGUCACGGUGUCCGCUGCGGAGGUGGAGGAGAACUGUGACUGCAUGGAGCGGCAGCGGUCGAUCCCUGCCACCCUGGACGGCACACCCCACCACGGCAAUUUGAGAAGACAGAUCUCCGCUCAAGGAAGCAAUUGCAAUCAGGCAAGCAUGCAGCCCGUGCAAGGCGGCGCUUAAAUACAGCACCAGAUUUGGGCUUUGUAGCAUGCAAGCUGGAGCCUAUGGCUGUGGUUGCUGGCUUGGAUCGAUGAUUCACCAGCAUUUGGAUAAUGUCUGUUGCGUAAGCGCAGCUCUGUGAACAGUGAUUGAUUCAGUUGUUGGGUUUGGGGCGCAAUGUGUGCGUCUUGCCUGCAAUACGAAGUCUAGGAGCGUAUGCCACCUAGAGCAUGCAUGGGUGAAAAAUGUGCCUUUACACACGCCUGCUAGUUGCUGAUUGAUGCUGGUUGUUUGUGCAUGUGUGUGUGUGUGCGCGCGUGAAUGUGUA